GGUGGAGGGUUUCGGACAGGUUGCCAGAAGUAAACAAGGCUCCGGGCACAACAUUCCUGCUCGAGAAUUACUGGAGGGAGAUCUGAGUCGCCCAGUUCACUGCUUCGUAACUUUCUCGACAUAUCGGAUUACUGACAUGGAAUUAAACUUGACACGUGUGGAUUACGUACAAGUUGGAUUGACCUCUCCACGAUGUUUACGUGUCGUUCCUAAUAGUGCUCCAAGAACUCAACAGAAGGUAGUAGUGGGAGAUCAUGAUGGUGUGGUUCAACUCUUCACCAUGAAGCGAGGAGAAAUGCAGCUUGGUUUUAAGGCAUACGCUGGAAAGAGCAUUACCCGAUUAGAGCUGGGUGGAGCUUUGGGAACGAUAAAAGAUAAAAUAUUUUUAUCAUCUGGCAAUGAAGUAAGAGGAUAUACAAAGAAAGGAAAGCAGUUCUUAGGCUUUGACACAAACCUAACUGAAGAAAUUAAAUCCAUGCACAUCAGUGGUAGUGAUCUACUAGUUUGUGGUGACUACGUCUACAACCAUUACCAUGACUGCCAAGAUUCAAAUUAUUUCUUAGCUGCUGAUAAAAUAAAUGAUGUGAUCACAUUACCUGUGGAAAAGAUGAAGUGCUUGAUACCCAUUCUGGCAUGUGAAGAUCGCUUGCUUCGAGUUAUGAGAGAUUCUGAGGUGUUGUACUCUGUGGAACUUCCUUCUCCACCAUCUAGCCUCCAGCUCUUCUACAAUGAUGGAGGUGAAAAUGGAGAUCAGUUGUUAUAUGGCACAUCUGAUGGAAAAAUUGGUCUAGUACAACUAGGAAGGGGCUCCGCUAAUCAUCGUUGGGUUUGUGAGAAUGGCAGUGGUGUGGGUAAUAGCAGCACUUCAAGGCAUGGUGGUGUUACAUGCAUGGAUCACCACGAUAUAACAGGAGAUGGAAUACGUGAUCUCAUUGUUGGAAGAGAUGAUGGAAGUGUUGAAGUUUAUUCUUAUGAAGAUGGAGAUGAAUCGGAACCAACGCUAAGAUUCUCCAUGGCAUGCAGUGAAAGUGUUACAUCUGUGCAGGGUGCAGUUGUGGGAAAUGCUGGAUAUGAUGAAAUUGUUGCUUCAACAUAUACCGGGUGGAUAUUUGGUGUGACUUCGGAGCCUAUGGACCGCAACAUGACCUCGGAGUCAGGGGUGGUUCACAUUUCACAAGACUCGAAACAAAAGAUACAGAGAUUGAGGACUGAAAUAGAGGAGCUGCAGCAGCGAGUGUUGAGAGAGCGAGACCAGUACCAAGCUGCCACUCAGAGUGCCUUCCCGGGCAUUUCGGCUGUCCCUUUUUUCUCUGUAAAUGAUAAGAUGAGCCUAAAUCGCAGUGAUGCUUCGUAUCUCUUAAGUUUGGAGGUACAGACAGCCAUUGACAAUGUGUUGUUGCAAAGUGAUGUUCCUAUUGAUCUCCUGGAUGUAGAGAAAAAUUCUGCAGUUGUUAGUUACAGCACGUGUGAUCCUGACAGUGGAAAUUUCCUUUUGGCAACAUACCGGUGCCAAGCCAAUACUACACGUUUAGAAGUUCGCAUUAGAACAAUUGAGGGGCAGUAUGGCACGCUUCAGGCAUACAUCACUCCAAGACUCCAACCCAAGUGUUGCCAAGUUCGUCAGUACCAUAUCAAGCCUCUCUCUCUCCACUCACGAAUUCACAGUUUUGACCCAAAUCGUCCAAACAACACCUUGACACUGAAAGGCCAGUUUACUCUGCCAGAAAUCCAUGCAUGGGUGGUGUUCUGUUUACCCGAGUUGCCAGACCGGACCCCUGCUGGUGAACAGGCAGAAUUCACUUUUGUUUCAACAUUUCUUGAUACUCAGCUACAGUGUGUAUAUGAAGCUGGUGAAGCAACAUUUAAAUCAGACAACAUCUCCACAAUCUCCAUUCUUAAGGAUGUUCUCACGAAAGAAGCUACACGAAAAAAGGUCACAUCAGCCAUGGAGUUCUUUAAGCCUACUGAGGACCAGCCCCAGAACCUGGCCUCCUCACAGUGGCACAGGGAGCAGUGACAUUUUGCCACCUCACUGGGAAAGGCAACCAGAAAGCUAGUGAGUCAAAACAAACUACUGCUGGGUUCAAGAGAGACUAAAGCCUCAAAACCUGCAUAACCAACUCCCCCAACUAUGUAAGCAAACAAUCAAAUUCUCUCAAAAUGAGCUCUUUCACCCCACCUCCCCCAUUUGUUUCGGGGAAGGGGAAAGAAGUGGCUCACUGCCUGCCGGGGUCUGAGCGCCUCUCAAUGACUGCCUGUUUAUUCUUGCUCUUUCUCGGGACAUGGAUCUCUUGCAGCUACAUGCCCAGUUGCCUUUGUUGUCAAUGAUGCUCGUAGCAGUCGACUCUCAUACCUGUUUGAAUUUGGCUCCACGUGCAGUUUCUUGGUCUCCUUGAGCCUCAUAUGGACUGGGUCUGGGAGGAUGUAGAGGCACUUGGCAGAGUACAUAGUGCAGGGGCUUUGGCCUAUGCUGUAGCUGUGUCAGUUUCACUUCCCAAGCUGUAUGUUUGGGUGUUGGCCACACAAGCGGGAGGUGGUGGCCACAUUCUUCACUGCCCAACUCACGUGUUGCUGCGUAGCCCUUGGAAUCAACGUGGGCCCUGGUUUUCUUGCCCGCCUCCCCUUUUCUCUUUUCGUCUUUCCUGUGGAUGUGGUUUCGCAGUUUCUAUCUUCAAUGACUGCUGCUUGUUGUCAUAUUUUGGACUGCCUUUGCUCCCUGGGGGUCUUGUUCUCAUGCUUGGAGGCUGUCUGGUAGAGCUGGGGCAUUGUCUGGUGUGGAUAGGCCUUCAGGGAGCCAGAUUCCAGAUUACAAGAACUUUCCUUAGCCAGUCCUCUAUCUGAUUGGCACCAUGCUUGCUCUUCAUUGAAGGCAUCAGUUUCUCAUAGUUUGCAUCAGCCCUUUCACAGUUCACCCCUUUGAUGGGGUGGUGGGGGUACUCGCCCAGUUUCCCGGACCCGGAUAUAUGAAACAGUUACGCAAGCACUUACGAACCUGUACAUAUUUUCUCAAUCUUUGGCGGCUUUGUUUACAAUUAUUAAACUGUUAAUGAGCUCUGAGGCACCAGGAGGCUGUUUAUAACAAUAA
Molecule: messenger RNA, 3085 nt
Organism: Procambarus clarkii (red swamp crayfish)
Lineage: Eukaryota; Metazoa; Arthropoda; Malacostraca; Decapoda; Cambaridae
Source: RefSeq, a predicted model, not a curated record